Messenger RNA from Ilyonectria robusta, 487 nucleotides. RefSeq lists its product as uncharacterized. The coding region runs from base 69 to 320 and encodes 83 amino acids. The transcript has a single exon. Lineage: Eukaryota; Fungi; Ascomycota; Sordariomycetes; Hypocreales; Nectriaceae. The record is from RefSeq and is a predicted model, not a curated record.
GAACAGAUCAAUCCCGGAAAUCGUGAACCGUCCAUCUUUGGCAUCUUUCCCCUUUGGACAUUUUGUGGAUGGAUCGUGGCUAUCACAUAGCGCCUGCUGCAGCAUUUAUCUUCAGCAACCCGUUACGCAAGCCAUCCCGCAGACGUUGUCUACACACAGUGCCAAAGCCUGCAGGGUGCCACCCUUUUUCCUCCGAGGCGCCAGAAGCGGCGUCUAAAAUUCCGCUGCCAACAUUAUCACACCCGAGACUUCCCCGACAUGCCCAGAAGUCUUCUCAGGGCGCGGCUCCAUUUGUGCCACAGCUGGCCAUCACCACCUGAAACCGCCUGCAGAGCUGUCAACUCGGGUCUCCGUGGCAUUGUUGUCUCACCAUUCUAUCCUCCGCCCUUCCAAGCUGCCAAGCUAUCGGACCACAUUUACUUUGUACAAAGGAAGCAGAUCGGGGGGACGGCGCCUCCACGAUCCCUUAUUCCGUUCCAUGAACGCC